AUGGCAAUUCAUGCAUGGAAGAUUUUGCGGCGCCUAAAUGAAGGAACAAAGAUUUUCUUAGCAAAAGCACCUUCAACGACGCGUAUCGUGUAUAGAACCAAAAUUGACCAUUUGUUCAGUGAAGACUAUAUAAAUACUCAUCUCGGACUACGCAAGACAGAGAACAAAUUUGCUUUGAUCGUUACGAGUCUAUUGGUCGUCCAGGAAGACAAACUUGAAGCACUCUUUCUUCAGCUCAUGAUGGAGACCACCAAUCUUAAUUCGUCAUUGGACUUACGUCGCAAAAAUCUUAGCGGAUAA
Molecule: messenger RNA, 300 nt
Organism: Plasmopara halstedii
Lineage: Eukaryota; Oomycota; Peronosporomycetes; Peronosporales; Peronosporaceae
Exons: 2
Coding region: 1-300 (99 amino acids)
Source: RefSeq, a predicted model, not a curated record